This is a messenger RNA of Canis lupus familiaris (dog), 2640 nucleotides long. It is a transcript of the gene TICAM1, whose product is annotated as toll like receptor adaptor molecule 1. Bases 196 to 2424 code for a protein of 742 amino acids. Gene Ontology annotation, biological process: positive regulation of natural killer cell activation; positive regulation of canonical NF-kappaB signal transduction; positive regulation of myeloid dendritic cell cytokine production. NCBI's taxonomy places the organism in Eukaryota, Metazoa, Chordata, Mammalia, Carnivora, Canidae. The record is from RefSeq and is a predicted model, not a curated record. Gene Ontology annotation, molecular function: protein kinase binding. The transcript is spliced from 4 exons.
GGGCGCCCCGACCCGCGCCCCGCCACCCGCGGGCACCGUCGCCAGGCCAGGCCGCCCGCGCGGACCGUCGCACCGAGCGGACCCCGGUGGAUCGAUCUCUCAUCCAUUAUCCCCCCCAACUGCACCGUGAGCUCUGCAAGGACUGAAGACCUGUGCGUCGUGGGCCACAACAGCACCUGCAACAGCUCUUUGCACAUGGUCUGCCGCAGCAUCCCCCAUGGGACUCGGUAUGGUGAGCACUUAGGGGACCCCGAGCAUGCAGGAAGGCAGGUGGCGUGGAACAUGCCUCCACCGCUCAGUGCUUCUGCUGCCGAAGGCCUGCACCUACCUGUGCCCAUGGCCUGCGCGGACCUGUCGCUCUCCAGCGCCUUUGACAUUCUAGGUGCCGCAGGCCAGGACAAGCUCUUGCGUCUUAAGCACAAGCUAAAGACCCUGCGCCUGGGCUGCCGGGGGGCAGACCUCCUGCACGCCAUGGUGCUCCUGAAGCUGGGCCGGGAGACGGAGGCCAGGAUCUCCCUGGAAGCACUGAAGGCGGACGCGGUGGCCCGGCUUGUGGCGCACCAGUGGGCCGGCAUGGAUGGUGCCGAGGCCCCCGAGGAGCCACCAGACUUGUCCUGGGCAGUUGCCCGGGUGUACCACCUGCUUACCGAGGAGAACCUGUGCCCGGCCACGAUGCGGGACCUGGCCUACCAGGCGGCCCUCCGGACCUUCAGCUCUAGGGAUGACCACCGGCUGGCCGAGCUCCAGGGAGAGGCCCGGGACCGGUGUGGGUGGGGCAUCGUCGGGGACCCGGGGAGCUUCCAGCCCCUUCACUCCGAUCUGGGCUGCCUCCCAGCAUCCUCAGUGUCACCCUCAGGCGCCCGCAGCCUUCCAAAGCCCAUAGAGGACCCCUCGGCCUGGAGCCGAGGCCGUUCCCUGAGAUCCACCGGCAGCCCAGCCUCCCUGGCCAGCAAUCUGGAAAUCAGCGAGUCGCCCACCAUGCCCUUUCUCAGCCGUCACCGCAGCUGCCAUGAACCCAGCAAGCUGUGCGACGAGCCCCAGGCCAGCCUGGUGCCCGAGCCUGCCCCCACGGGCUGCCAGGAGCCUGAGGAGGUGAGCUGGCCACCAUCAGAAGAGACUGCCAGCCCCCCACCGCUACCAAACAGCCCAGUCCCCACGCCGCCUCCUGACGUGGUCCCAGAUGCAAGCCUCAGUGACCAGCUCGACCCCCCCAAAGCGGGGCAGAUGGGCACCCACUACCCCGUGGAAUGCACUGAAAUGUUGGCAGCCCCCAGCUCUCUGUCCUUGCCCUCUGGAAAUGCUCGCCCUGUCAAGGACCAGACCCCACUCCCACUUCCUGUAGAAGACACCGCUUCCCAGUUGCCCAACCCCAGCCCACCUCCUCCCUCAGCCCUGAGGACGUCCCCUCCCUGCCCUUUUCCAUCCACCUCUCCUUCCACUGGCCCGGUCCCCUCGCACCCCUGUCCACCUUCUCCAAAUUCUCCCGAAUUGGAGUCGGAACAGAAAUUCUAUAACUUUGUGAUCCUGCACGCGGCGGCGGACGAGCACAUCGCCCUGCGGGUCCGGGAGCGGCUGGAGGCCCUGGGCGUCCCCGACGGUGCCACCUUCUGCGAGGACUUCCAGGUGCCCGGGCGGGGCGAGCUGCGCUGCCUGCAGGACGCCAUCAACCACUCGGCCUUCACCAUCCUGCUGCUCACCCCCAACCUCGACUGCCGCCUGGGCCUGCAUCAGGUGAGCCAGUCGCUGAUGAGCAGCCUCACGCGGCACGGGUGGCAAGACUGCGUGAUCCCCUUCCUGCCCCUGGAGAGCUCCCAGGCCCAGCUCAGCCGGGACACGUGCAGCCUGCUCAGCAGCCUGGUGUGGCUGGACGAGCACUCCCGGGUCUUCGCCAGGAGGGUGGUCAACACGUUCAAGGCGCAGCAGCUGCGAGCCCGCAAGGCCCAGUGGAAGAAGGAACAGGACAUCCGGGCCCUGCAGCAGCAGCGCCAGCACCUGGAGGGUGAGCGGCAGCAGGUGGCCUCGCUGAGCGCCGCCUACUCCGCCUACCUCCAGAGCUGCUCGUCGUGGCAGGCGCAGAUGGAGGCGCUCCGGGCGGCCUUCGGGAGCCACAUGCCAUUUGGGGCUCAGGGGCCCUACGGGGGCCCGGGGCCUCUGGGGGCCCCCCCGCCCCUCCCCUCCUGGUUGGGCCACCAGCCUCCCGCCGCGCCGCCGUGGCUGGCCGGCUCGCCCGCGCCCGCCUUCCCGCCCGCGCCCGCCUUCCCGCAGCCCCCCGCCUUCUCGCCGCCCCCCGCGCCCCCGCAGAGCCCGGGGCUGCAGCCCCUCAUCAUCCACCACGCGCAGAUGGUGCAGCUGGGCGUCAACAACCACAUGUGGAACCAGCGAGGGACCCAGGCGCCCGAGGACGAGACGCAAGGAGCAGAGUGACCGAGGACCCGGGGCUUGGGGUCACCCCCAGCCUUCCCGGGGGCGGGGGGAGGGGGGAAUCCCAGGGCGGUGACGUCACCCGGAGGACUCGCUGGCGCGCAGGGGGGCCGGGAGCCGAUGCGGCGCUCGUGCGUUCUCAGCUGGGCGGGGGUGGCGGCGAGCGGGCCCGGGCCGUGGGGACUGUGUUUUAACUAUAAUAAAUAUUUAUUGAAUGUU